AUGACGGAAAAAAAGAAACUGUAUAGUAAGAAUGGUUGUAGAGAGUGUAAAAGGAGGAAAAUAAAAUGUGAUGAAGCUAAACCUCAAUGCCGUCAGUGUACAAGAUUAGAUAAAGUUUGUUCAUAUCCGAAAGCUGGUGAAAAAGUUCUAAGGGUCUCAAAGAAAUUCCUUAUAGAGAAUAAAGAUAAAUUAUUUGCACCAGAAGAAAAGGAACAACUUGAAAAUAUCAAAAUUAAUGACAAAAGGAAGUAUAAAAGAGAUAUACAAGCAAGAAAGUUGCAAGAUUCAAAAACUCAAUCACCUACAUCAUCAUUUUCAAGUCCAUCGCAAAUACCCGUACCGACAUCAAAUCCUAAUGAAAAUAUUCAAGAUGUGAAUUCGAAUAAUACUGGCCAUGGUCCUAUUCCGAUGAAUAAUAGUAUAUCACCCUAUCCAUUUAUGUAUCAACAACAGUUUUCACCCGAACCAACUUUGCAAUCACACUUGCAACAACAACCGCAGCAACACCAACAAAUGCAACAUUUACCACAACCUUCCAUACCACAACCACAACCUCAACACCCUGCACAGUUCAACAAUUUCACGAUUCAAAAUAGAAUGACCAUGCCCAAUCCAAAUAUGAAUAACCAAUAUCCUAUGAAUUUGAGAAUUCCGAGUCCCAUACCGGGUCAACCUUUAACCAGUCCUUUAGGAGGUCCUAAUUACAAUUUCAACAGAAAUUCAUUCUUUAAAACAUUCCAUCCUUUGUCGUCUUCCGGUAUCAAUAAACCUAUCAGUCCUCAACCACAACUCAACAUGCUACCUCAAAUGUCAGGUAUGGGUCCAACUUCGAUUCCAAAUCAACCACCAACUCCAGGAUUUUUGAGUCAUGGAUUAGGCAAUUUCCCAUCCAUUCAAUCACCCCAACCUUUAUCUGAAGUUCAAAAUUCCACAACUUCUAACACAUCACCAAUUUCUAAACAUUCCAAUUCCCCAAAUCCUCAAAUGGUCAACAGUGGUCUUCCUAAUAACCCUAAUAUUGAGAAUCCUAUCACUACUAAUAAUCUUGACUAUUUUGACAACUAUUUCAAUAGGGAGGAUUUGAAUGUUUUAGCCAGUGACUUGAAUAACUUGGUUGGUACCAUAAUGUUUGAAUCAAAUUUUGAGAAAACUGAUGACUUUGAAAUUGCUUCUCUGGAAAGUAAUAGCACUAUAAGAGGUGCACCUAGUCUCACCAGCGCUUCCAGAACAAAUAAUACAUCUGUGACUUCACCUUCAAUCCCAAUAAUGUCGUCGAUGUAUUCCAAAUCUUCCAAAAUUGCCAAUACUCCAACUCCAACAAGAAUCACGAAGAAUUUCCCCAUUGAGUCUAUCGAUUUGAAAUCAAAACACGAGAGAUAUUAUCUAGAAGAAUUCUCUCAUGAUUUCGCUCAAGUGAUUUUACCUUUCAAUCCAUAUGAUGUGAAUGCUGGAGGUUAUUAUAACCCAGCAAGAGAUAUUUUGUUGACACACGCUUCGAAAGAACCAUUUUUAUUGGCUGCUAUAUUGGCCCAAGGUGCCAAAACAGCAUAUACGAAGAAGAAUUUGGCCAAGGAUGAAGAAAGUUAUUGUAAGUACUUAUCACGUUGUUUGAAAUUACUUGGUCCAGCUUUAAACAAAGGUCAAAAUCCUUCUCAAAAUUUGACAUCUAAUAUCGAGAGUGUCUUGUUAACGGUAUUAUUACUUACAUCAGCCAAUGCUUCUAAUAUCAAACAAGAUUGGAGACCCCAUUUGAAAGGUGCCAAAGAUUUAUUAUUAAAAUACACUUCCCAUUCCAAUGAUUUCAAAGAAUCAAAAAUUUUGAUUUUUUGCAAAGCUUGGUUCAUUUCUUUUGAACUUUUAGCUGGUUUGAGUAGUAAAAAAGGUGGAACCUUGAAUAAUAAUGAGUUAGAUUUAUUGAUGAAAUUGAAUGACCCGGUUGAAAUUGAAACUUUAAAAGAAUUUGGGUUUGUAUCUGAUAACGGAUUUAAUUUCAUCAUUGGUUUCCACCAUCACAUGCUUCCAACAAUCAAGGAUUUAAUCAAGUUUUUGAAUUAUACCAGAGAUCCAAAAAUGACCAGACCUUUUGAGGUUUUCCAAAUGAUCGAUAUGAUGGGAAGUUUCAAUCAAUUUUCCAAGAUUUAUUUUGUUAAUGAAAAGCCAUACCUAACUUAUCGUGAUUUAAAUAAUCAUGUUCCUGCCGGUCUUUUGUUAGAUAUUCAACAACUCCCAAAUUCCAACGCACCACCUCCAUUUGAUCCAAUUUUCACUCCCAAUGGUACUGUGAUUGUAAAUUGGAUGGAUUUAUGUAGUCAGGCUUAUUGUUUGAGUGGAGUUUUGGUGUUGUUAACAAAAGGAUUUGAUUUGAGUUUUGAUGAUGAGCAAGUUAAACCAAUCACUGAAUCGUUAGUGAACUUAAUGAAGAUACUCAAAUAUUCACCUAAAGCAAAAUUCUUGCGUUGGGCUACCCUCAUGAUUCAAUGGCCAAUGUUAAUGGGUGGUUUGAAUAUUCAUUCACCCGAACAAAAAUUAAUAGUGGAAAGAUUUUUCCAAGUUGUUGGUUCAGGGUCUGCUUCCUUCUUCAUCAAGAGAAUCAACAAACUCUGGAAUAAAAGAUCAAACCCCGAUAGCUCGGAUUCAGAGUCAGAAGCGGAUAUCGAUUUGGUAACCUACUAA
This is a messenger RNA of Yamadazyma jaroonii, 2673 nucleotides long. The record is from the annotation of a GenBank genome assembly. Lineage: Eukaryota; Fungi; Ascomycota; Pichiomycetes; Serinales; Debaryomycetaceae.